Messenger RNA from Glycine soja, 2151 nucleotides. RefSeq lists its product as uncharacterized. The record is from RefSeq and is a predicted model, not a curated record. The transcript is spliced from 5 exons. NCBI's taxonomy places the organism in Eukaryota, Viridiplantae, Streptophyta, Magnoliopsida, Fabales, Fabaceae. The coding region runs from base 260 to 1882 and encodes 540 amino acids. Gene Ontology annotation, molecular function: phosphatidylinositol binding; metal ion binding.
AAGGAGAAGAAAGUCGAAAAUAUUCAGGGUCUGCACGCAAAGAAGACGUAAAACCUUUGGGGAACUCUGUAUUGAUUACACGCCAUUGAAUCUCUAAUUCGAAUUCUAUCACAGACCCUUUUCGUUUGUCCUCUCAAAGUUUCGUUCUUUUGGCCCGGAAUUGAUAUAUUCAGAGCAAAAUUUUCUUUUUGCCUGAUAAUAUAUGUAAACAGUAUAUGCAAAUACAUGCCCUAUUUUGGUGUUUGUUUUAGGUGUGCCAAUGGAGGGCAAAAUCUUGGAUUCUCGGAAUCAGGUGCAACUUGUGGAAAAUUUAUCUGCAAGGGUUUCUAGUUGCUCCCUUGGCGACAAGAUAUCCUAUUCCGAUUCUCCUCUGGAUGAUGAGGUGGUUGGUAUGAGGAAGAAUUCUGUUACUAAAGAGUAUUGUGAUUCUUUUUCCACUGAUAGCACUGAAGGGCAUUGUAUAAAUUCUUCUAGAUUAUAUCCUGAAUUACCUGAAAAACAAAUGGAAAAGAAUAACGAGGACAUGGAGUCUUCAGCUAAUCUUCAGAAGCGGGGAAGGUACUUCUAUUAUGAUACUCCACUGCAUGAAGAUACUGGAGUUUGGAUACCAGUUUCAGUUCCACCUAUGUUGGAAGAUGAUCACAAAGAGUGGACCAAGGGUUUUCACUCGAAUGGUGGCUAUUUUCCUGAUGAUGAUAUGGGAUGGAAUCAAUAUGUUGGAGAUGAAAGGGAAUUGACUAUGUGGGAUGUGCUAGCAGAAAUGUUACUUGUGGCUCGAGGAAAAGUGACUUCUUUGGCAUUAGGAGAUAUUCAUACAUGUAAUUUUUCAUGGAUAUCCAGCCAUGUGCUUGAACAAGCUUGGAGAGAAAUGGCACAAACUCUUACAGAGGCCAACUUUGGUAAUGUAAAGGAACUACUGGAAGCAGAGCCUCCAAAAUGGUUAGCAGAUAGUGCUGCUGCUUCUUGUAUGCUUUGUGGUGUGAGAUUUCAUCCCAUCAUGUGCUCCCGGCAUCACUGCCGAUUUUGUGGAGGAAUAUUUUGUGGUGAGUGUUCCAAGGGGCGGAGCUUGUUGCCAUCAAAAUUCCAAGUUUCUGACCCCCAAAGAGUAUGCGAUGUAUGCUGUGUCCGACUUGAUUCAGUACAGCCUUAUUUGAUGGAUCAUGUAAGCAAUGCUGCUCAGUUGCCAACCCAUGACCUGACAGAUCUGAGCACUUUGCGAUCGUGGAUUAAUUUUCCUUGGGGGCAGUCCAUGGAAUAUGAAAUUUACAAGGCAACUAACACUAUCAAGGCUUAUAAUCAGAUAGGUUUUCUAAAGCUCGAGAAGUCAAUUCCAGAUGCCAUUCUAAGACAAGCAAAAGGCCUUGCAAUUAUCACUGUGGUCAAAGUAGGAGUGGGGGUUACUUACAAUAUUGGAACAGGACUUGUGGUUGCCCGUAGGGAAGACGGUUCAUGGUCUCCUCCAUCUGCUGUUUCCACCUUUGGUGUAGGGUGGGGGGCUCAGGCUGGAGGCGAGUUGACAGACUUCAUCAUUGUUUUGAGAACAAAUGAUGCUGUCAAGACAUUUGGUGGCAAUAUGCAUCUUUCACUUGGAGCAGGUUUAAGUGCUGCAGUAGGCUUUGUUGGUAGGUCAGUUAAAGCUGAUGUUCGAGCUGGUGAUGGUGGCUAUGCUGCUUGUUAUACCUACAACUGCAGUAAAGGUGCAUUUGUUGGAUGUUCACUUGAAGGAAGUAUGGUGACUACUCGCACGCAAGAAAAUUCCCGUUUCUAUGGCAGCCAGUCUAUAACUGCAACAGAUAUACUUUUUGGCUCGUUGCCUAGGCCACCUGCCGCUGCCAUUCUCUAUCGUGCACUUGCUGAUUUGUAUUCGAAGUUUGAUGAUUAAUUGAAUGGUUCAACGUCGCCUUUCAUUCCUUUCUCCUUUUGGACAUUGGCAUUGAAGACAUAGUUUGUACAGCUGCUAAGUCACACUCAUUGUAAAUGUUCAUCGUGUCAUUAUUUGUCUUGUAAAUAUGUAAAUGUUGAUAUUGUACACUCCACGUUGACCAAGAUGGAGGGAUUGGUGACCUGCUUUAAGGUUAAUUUUAUUUGGCUAGAACUGCCUAUGAUGAUUUUUGAAGUUCCUCAACUCAAAAAAAAAUAAAAAAUUAUCAA